Messenger RNA from Coniophora puteana RWD-64-598 SS2, 1153 nucleotides. RefSeq lists its product as uncharacterized. The record is from RefSeq and is a predicted model, not a curated record. The annotation marks the transcript as partial. The transcript has 8 exons. Lineage: Eukaryota; Fungi; Basidiomycota; Agaricomycetes; Boletales; Coniophoraceae.
AUGACGGAUGCCACUUGCUCAAAUAUACCAAAGGAGUUUCUUGGGCCAGUACUUGACCCACCAUAUACGCAUAUGCGUCGUCAACCUGAUGCUUCGACGUUGCUCUUCGUCUUAACGAUCGUCAACAUGAAACCGCCUCCCCGCCUCCUCAAUCCAUCGUUGGAGAAAAAGGAUGACCUCUCUACACGAAUGGCUGAAAUGAGGCGAUUUAUUAAGCUAAUCAUUAAGCCUAGGCCGUCCUUCGAGAUCCCGCCGUCCAUCCCAGACCCGCGUUUCCGGCGCACGAUACCCAGGACGCCAGGACCAACGACGCCCGCUACUCCCGCACGCUCCUCCUCUUACUACGGCUCGCCCCUCUCUGGAUACGGAAGUAACGCAAGAAGGCGUUCGAGUCUGCUCUCAGAAGAUUCACUCAGCCCGAGUUUUGAUGCGUCGCCCACAAGAGCUGCGUUGAGACGAAAGCAAUACGCGCGAGGAAGACCCGGCGUUACUCCACCUGCUGGUCAGACAUGGCCGAACUCUCGUUCGCGGACGCUUCAGCCAGGACGAUCGCGGAGCUAUGGGGAUAGUCCAUCACCGCGCCGACUUGCGCACUCACCACACCCUAAAAAGAUUCCUGCACUAUGUCUAUCUCAGCGAUCUCUAGUAUCAGCUGAAGCUAACACGUCUACGGCUUCGGGCCCAGUUGACCUUUCUCCCAUCACAGAGGGUACGGAGACUUUUGAAGGUGUGCCUACUGAUCUUUCAGCUACAUUCAGCGCUCUGCAUGCCGCAAGCGUGGCUGGACCCUCUGGUGCCGACCUAGCCCAAGCUACAGCAGGUGCAGAUAACGAAGAUCCGUUCGUGGUAACAAAAGGACCCUCGCUUGUCGUCACGCGCGCUACGCCUUCACCGGACCCAUCACCUUCAUCUUCACUCUAUCUCACUCCCUGGAAUGCCGAUGAUAAGCCCAACGAGGACUUUACCGCCGGACAACUUAAUGCGAUCACUCGGCCUUGCGGGGUAAACAAAGUAGCAUCGAACCGAAUGACCGAAGAUCACGACGAUCAUCGGGAACUUCUACAUCCACACACCCCGAAAUUCGCCGCCGUCGACGCGAGCACACAUUGUUCUCAUUCGCCUGCGGCUUCCUCGUCUCCUAUGCGUUUUCGAU